AUGGCUUCUUCCUCUCGCGCCACUGCUACAGUACCUCUGAAAAAACACGAUGUUUUCAUCAACUUUAGAGGCGAUAACACUCGUGCUGGCUUCACUAGCCAUCUUUACGAAGCUUUAUGCAGAACCUCUUUCCAGACAUACAUAGACUACAAGAUCCAAAAAGGAAACGACGUUUGGGAAGAACUUGUGAAAGCAAUCAAACAAUCCACUCUCUUUCUCGUUGUCUUCUCCGAUGACUAUGCAUCUUCAACCUGGUGUUUAAACGAACUUGUUGAAAUUAUGGAGUGUCACAAAAUUGAACAGAACAACGCUAUUGUUAUUCCUGUGUUCUACCAAAUUGAACCUUCUACCAAAUUAUGGAGUUGACAAAAUUCAUCAAGUUAA
This is a messenger RNA of Vicia villosa (hairy vetch), 384 nucleotides long. RefSeq names its product disease resistance protein RLM3-like. Bases 1 to 366 code for a protein of 121 amino acids. Lineage: Eukaryota; Viridiplantae; Streptophyta; Magnoliopsida; Fabales; Fabaceae. The transcript has a single exon. The record is from RefSeq and is a predicted model, not a curated record. Gene Ontology annotation, biological process: signal transduction.